AGGAUGCUGAGACCGGUGUGAAUGGAGGCUGGAAGACGCUACUGUCUCUGGAUGGUGAUGGAGAGGAACUAAUGGUAGAAAAAGAUCUGUCGAUGUCGAGGUCCUUCACCCACACAGGCAUGCAGUGAGCCCCCCAUGUGUGUUACAGAGUGAGGGUGCACUGUGAUCGUCGCAGCGUGCCCCUGGUAAGGACCCCGUGGCAAGCGUCCGGCCGGCCCAGGCCACACCUCCCACACCCAGAACAUGUACGGCAGCGCCAGAGCGGUCGGCCACAUCGAGAGCAGCCCUGCACGGUCCCCGCGCCUGCCUAGGUCCCCCAGGCUGGGCCACCGGAGGGCCAACAGUGGGGGCGGGGGCGGUGGAGGGGGCAAGACGCUCUCCAUGGAGAACAUCCAGUCACUGAACGCUGCCUACGCCACGUCCGGGCCCAUGUACCUAAGCGACCACGAGGGAGUGGGCUCAACCGCCACCUACCCUAAGGGCACCAUGACGCUGGGGCGCGCCUCCAACCGGGCRAUGUACGGGGGCCGCGUCACGGCCAUGGGCAGCAMCCCCAACAUCGCCUCGGUGGGGCUGGGCCACCACGCUGACCUGCUGUCCUACAGCGACCUGGGCUCCCUGUCCAUGCUGCAGCACCACCACCACCACCCUCAGGGGGUGUCGUCGGCCCUGUUGCGGCAAGCUGUGAGAGGCAGUGGGGGGGAGCUCCUGGAGAUGCAGGCCACACUCCGGGACAUGCAGCGGGAGAACGACCUGCUGAGGAGAGAGCUGGACCUGAAGGACAGCAAGCUGGGCUCGUCCACCAACAGCAUCAAGAGCUUCUGGAGCCCCGAGCUGAAGAAGGAGAGGAUGAUACGCAAGGAGGAGGCGGCGCGCACCUCKGUCCUCAAGGAGCAAAUGAGGGUGACUCACGAGGAGAACCAGCACCUGCAGCUGACCAUCCAGGCCCUACAGGACGAGCUGCGGACCCAAAGGGACCUGAAUCACCUACUGCAGCAGGAGAGCGGCGGCCGCUCUGGGGACCACUACACCAACAUCGAGCUGACCGAGGAGAACUUCAGACGGCUACAGGCUGAGCACGACCGCCAGGCCAAGGAGCUGUUCCUCCUGAGGAAGACCUUGGAGGAGAUGGAGCUGCGGAUCGAGACCCAGAAGCAGACGCUGGGGGCCAGGGACGAGUCCAUCAAGAAGCUGCUGGAAAUGCUCCAGAGUAAGGGUCUGCCUGGAGGGCCAGGCAGGGUCAACGAGGAGGAGGAGCAGGAGAGAGCCAGGCGCAUUGCUGAGGCCGAGGCUCAACUUGGACAUCUGGAGGUCAUCUUGGACCAGAAGGAGAAGGAGAACAUCCACCUCCGAGAGGAACUGCACAGGAGAAACCAGAUGCACCAGGACCCUGGCAAAACCAAAGCCCUCCAGACCAUCAUAGAGAUGAAGGACACCAAGAUAGCAUCUCUGGAGCGCAACAUCAGGGACCUGGAGGAUGAGAUCCAGAUACUGAAGGCUAACGGCUUGCUGAACACCGAGGACAGAGAGGAGGAGAUCAAACAGAUGGAGGUCUACAAGAACCACUCCAAGUUCAUGAAGACCAAGAUUGACCAGCUGAAGCAGGAGCUGUCUAAGAAGGAGUCUGAGCUGCUGGCCCUGCAGACCAAGCUGGACCUGAACAACCAGAACUCGGACUGCAAACAGCACAUAGAGGUGCUCAAAGAGUCCCUCACUGCCAAGGAGCAGCGCGCCGCCAUUCUGAGACAGGGUGUGGACGCCCUGCGCCUGCGUCUGGAGGAGAAGGAGUCCUUCCUGAACAAGAAGACCAAGCAGCUGCAGGACCUGACGGAGGAGAAGGGCACGCUGGCUGGAGAGAUCCGUGACAUGAAGGACAUGCUGGAGGUCAAGGAGAGGAAGAUCAACGUCCUGCAGAAGAAGAUUGAGAAUCUGCAGGAGCAGCUGCGUGAUAAGGACAAGCAAUUGGGGAACCUGAAGGACAGGGUGAAGUCCCUACAGACUGACUCCAGUAACACUGACACGGCCCUGGCCACCCUGGAGGAGGCACUCUCUGAAAAGGAGCGUAUUAUAGAGAGACUGAAGGAGCAGAGAGCGAGGGAGGACAACGAGAGGAUGGAUGAAGUGGAGUCUUAUAAGAAGGAGAACAAGGACCUCAAGGAGAAGGUCAACACCCUGCAGCUGGAAUUAACAGAGAAGGAGUCCAGUCUCAUUGACUUAAAGGAGCACGCCUCAUCCCUGGCCUCCUCCAGCCUGAAGAAGGAAUCCAAGCUCAAGUCUCUGGAGAUCGCCAUCGAGCAGAAGAAAGAGGAGUGUAGUAAGUUGGAGACACAGUUACAGAAGCAAGCAGAGCAGCUGUUCAGUCAGAUGAACAACCCUAAGGCCCACGAGGUCCACGAGGUCCAACAGCAGCAGCAGAUGGCGGGGCUGGGCUCCAGGGGGAACCCAGACUACGUGGAGCGGGAGCGGGAACAGCGGGUCAAGCUCCUGGAGAAGGAAGUGUCCUACUACAAGGAGGAGUCUGGCAAGGCCCAGGCAGAGGUGGAGAGGCUACUAACCAUCCUCCGAGAGGUAGAGAGCGAGAAGAACGACAAGGACAAGAAGAUCGCCGAGCUGGAGAGCCUAGCUCCCAGGCAGGCCAAGGAGCAAGUUACUAAGAAGGGGGGUCCCAACCUCAAACUAGGCCCCAGGGUGACAGAAGCCUGGUCAGAUAUGGGGGAUCCUCGAAAGGACAACACCAUGGACUCAGGCCAGCAUGUAAAGCUGGAGGAGAUGAUGAAUACCCUGGAGAGGACCAGACAGGAGCUGGACGCCACCAAGCAGCGCCUCUCGUCUACCCAGCAGUCCCUGCAGGAGAGAGACGGUCACCUGACAAACAUGAGGCAGGAGCGCAGGAAACAGUUGGAGGAGAUCCUGGAAAUGAAGCAACAGGCCCUGCUGGCAGCGAUCAGUGAGAAGGACGCUAACAUCGCUCUGCUAGAGUUGUCUGCCUCUGGGAAGAAGAAGACCCAGGAAGAGGUUUUGGCUCUGAAGAGGGAGAAGGACAGACUGAUGCACCAACUCAAACAGCAGACACAGAGCAGGAUGAAGCUGAUUGCAGACAACUAUGAAGAUGACCACUACCACCCCCAUCCUCCUCACCACACCCAACCCCAGCAACGGGCACCACAUGGGCUCAGCCCCAGCCACGAAGAUAAAUCAGCACCUCGAAACACCAACAGCAGCAGCAACACCCCCAACCCUAUCGCCCCACCGCCCGCACCCCAGCCCCACACACCACAACAUUCACACCCCAGCAGCACUAACUCAGCAUGUACAUCUUUCUUCGAGCGUUGCUCAGCGAUUCAAGGUGGACUCCCAACCCCCGCGCCUGACACAACAGACACCACCACGGCUCCAGCACACAGCUCAUUGCUGCAGACUCCUACUACCACAACAACACACUACGCUCACUCAGGACAGCACCAUCCUCAUGGGCCUCUCACCACUUUUACGCAGCACCCCACUACAGCAGACCCCAACUGCACCCACACAGGCAUCCACAGCAUCAUCUCUCUACGAGCUCCCGCAGGGCCUGGAACUAUCCUCUCUGUGGUGUGGUCGUAA
This is a messenger RNA of Salvelinus sp. IW2-2015, 3603 nucleotides long. NCBI's taxonomy places the organism in Eukaryota, Metazoa, Chordata, Actinopteri, Salmoniformes, Salmonidae. The record is from RefSeq and is a predicted model, not a curated record.